Molecule: messenger RNA, 2720 nt
Organism: Thalassophryne amazonica
Lineage: Eukaryota; Metazoa; Chordata; Actinopteri; Batrachoidiformes; Batrachoididae
Gene: nags
Product: N-acetylglutamate synthase
Exons: 8
Coding region: 82-1665 (527 amino acids)
Biological process (GO): L-arginine biosynthetic process
Cellular component (GO): mitochondrial matrix
Molecular function (GO): arginine binding; L-glutamate N-acetyltransferase activity, acting on acetyl-CoA as donor
Source: RefSeq, a predicted model, not a curated record
UUGUCGGUUCUUCGCGCUGGGUUGUUGUUUCAUGUUGCGUUCCUUCUAUCCGUAGACCACAGGGCGCUUUCAGCAGACAGCAUGUCUACACUUAGCGGGAGUUCCUCCUGCUGUCGCACUGCAGUAGUGGUGGGAAAAUAUUUGUCGAGUCCUUCUACGUUGGUGUUUGUUCGAAGCUCCGGAAAGCAGCCCCGGAGGGUGCUCGGCUCGCAACAGCGGCUAGUUAGUUCCGAUGCUCAGUGUAAGCGAGGAAAAGCGGCGGCUUCGGCCCUGCGAGAUUUUCAAGGCAGUUUCUACACAACGGACCGACAUUCCUUGAACAACCGAAGUCUAAUUUACCGGGACGUGAAGGUUUUUCUUAAUGAGAUCGGAGGAGACCCGAAAGAAGCGCGAUACUGGUUAACGCAGUUCCGCAGAGAAGCAUCGGGUCAGACACCAGCCUUUGCCGUCUUGGAGGUGGAAAGCUCAGUGUUUGACAGUAGGGAAAUGGUUCAGAAAUUAGCCUUUGGGCUCUCCUUUCUGCACCGCAUGGAUAUGAAGCCUGUUGUUGUGAUGGGGAGGUCGGACUGGGAGGAGGUCGGGUCUGCUGAUGUUGCUGUUGGCUCUAAAUGCACCCGGGGGCUUGUAGAGCGGUGCCAGCAACUUACUGAGGCUCUACAGCAGCACUCUGCUGCUGUUGUACCCUUCUUCUCUGCAGAAUCCUUUCUUUUACUGCAGGAACCUCCCCAUGGAAGCAGUGCUUCACCCUCUGUUGUGGUAGACACCAGCCUCCUCCAGUGGAGCCUAAACUGUGGCACAAUCCCAUUGGUUUGUCCGGUGGGCAGAGACAAACAUGGUUGUUCUCUGAUGCUCGACCCAGAGGAAGUGACUGCAGCAAUCGCUCAAGCUUUGCAGCCUCAUAAAGUCAUGUUUAUCAAUGAUUCAGGAGGCCUCCACUGCCACGACCACACGGUGGUGAGUAAGGUGUCGUUGCCUGGUGACCUACCCAGUCUCUCUAUGGCAACAUGGCUAAGCACAGCGGAGCGCCACCGAGUGCGCGCCAUUGCCAGGCUGCUUAAUCAGCUGCCUGCUGAGUCUUCGGCUGUAAUCACCUCAGCAGAAACUCUCCUGACUGAGCUGUUCAGCCAUAAAGGGUCUGGGACAUUGUUUAAAAAUGGAGAUCCCAUACACCGUUACAGCUCUCUAGAGGAGAUCGACGUGGAACGUCUGCUGGCUCUCAUCAAUAAGUCUUUUGAGAAAACUCUAAAGCACGACUACAUUGACUCUCUGAAAGGACGGCUGCACUCAAUCUAUCUUUCCGAGGGCUACAGUGCAGCAGCCAUUAUCACCAUUGAGCCUGUGAAGGGUGGCACACCCUACCUUGAUAAAUUUGUCAUCAGCACAAAUAAGCAGGGACAGGGUACCAGCCAUGUUCUGUGGGAGUGUAUCAGACAAGAUCUGGGCAAACUGUUUUGGAGGUCCCGGGCCACCAACAAGAUCAAUCCCUGGUAUUUCAAACACUGCGACGGUAGUUUUGUUAAUGGUGUAUGGACAGUCUUUUGGUUUGGGCUAAGGGAUAUCAGGGAUUCGUAUGAUCUGGUGGAGUACGCUAGGAACCUUCCAGUCUCUUUCUACUCCUCGUCUUCCCCAGAAGAGGGAGGAGAACCGCUUGUUGCCUGCCAGUAGGGCCAACCUUCUUCUGAACUAUGAACUGCUUCCUCUAAGCUGCAGCCUGCACUCUGAGGUCUGUUUCGGAUGUGGGGGUCUUCAAGGCUGACAGUUGGUGGGUUCGGUGAUUUUAGUCCCGAUAGUAUGGAGUUGUCCCGUACCACCCCCCCGCCCAGAGAUACUCCUGUCAUUUCUGGACUUCUUCACCUGCUUGAACCUUGAGAAGAAAAGUUAAUGUCUUGUGAAAGCUUUCUUGACAUGCUACUAAUCAUUAUUUUUAUAUCCGGAGUUCUGGUUAUUUUAACUAAGGUUCGAGCUGAGGGUAAUGUUAAGAUGUUAAUGCACAGCGUGGUUCACAUGUGCAUCUAGAAACACAGAGACCGUGUUUAACACUAAGGUAGCUAAAUUUAAAGUGUUGGGGCUUUUUUACACCCAUCUGCACUGAGCUGAUGUCUUUCUAACUCCUAAAUGUUGCAUUGUAGGAGGAAAAAACAAAAGGUUCAGCAUGUGACAUUUUGCAGUGUAGCAAGGGUAAUGAAAGGCUUUUUCUAGCCUAUGACCGACUGCUUUGGUGGGCAGGGUUGGUGCUGUGUAGUGGAAAAGUGAAGGUCUGUUGGCACAUUGAGAAUGCUCGCACAGCCAUUUCACAAUACAGCCAUCAUCUUUGAUCUGUAUUUGUUUUAUUGGUUGACUUCACAAGGUCAUGAGAACACGUUCACUGAUGUAAUUGCAGUUUCCCAGAAUUUGUCUGGGUUACCUGGUAUUUUAAUACCAGCUUUAAAAAAAAAGUGCAUAAUGUUCCGUUAAAAAUGCUAUGUGCUGCUGGUGAAGGAGGUGAGUGUCAUGGCUUUUAAUGUGAAUAUAUUAAGUAAAUUCUCUGCUCAGCCUUAAUGUAUUUGACCUUGUGGUUCUAACGUAAUAUAGUACUUAGUAAUUUUUGCAAAAAAAAAAAAAAUAUAUAUAUAAAGUUGUACAUACCCCCCACCACCACCUUUCUGGCUGCUUUUUCUUAAUUUAUUUCCUGCAGGGAAAAAAAACAAACUGUUAUGAACUUUAAAUAACUGCAGUUAAUG